UCAAGGGUUUCAGCGGCGGGGUGAUGGAAUUUUCGCAGCGACAGUGGACGUCUGGAACCCCCGGCGUCUGCACCACCACGCACGCCGCCUACGCACUCACUGCUCCCCCCACACCACCCGCACUAAUGGAACUUAAGGAUGGGUGGUGCAUGGAAGCACUGAAGAACAUGGGAAUGGCAUAACGUUACAACGUUGUCUUAUGUUGUUGUGGCUGGCGCCCCUUCUCGGAGCCUUAUCUACGACGUGCCUGUUGUUGUUCCAGGGGCUCACGGUCGGCUGGGGCGCAGUGGUCCGCCCGCGAGGCUGAGGUCGUCGGAUGUUUGAGCAAAGAGUGCCGGGAGUUGCAGCAUCGUAAGGGCGUGUGAGUGGCGUGAUGGGUGCCACAGGAGACAAGAGUGGCGGCUGUGGCGACAGGCUGGAGGUGAGGGCCACCUCCCCCGCCCGCCCGGAGUCGCCAAACAUUGUGGUCAAGAUCCAGGAAGAUCUCAAGUGCCUGGAAAAGGAGGAUGUUGAGCAGAUCCUCACCGACGAGGAGAAGCGCUACCUGCUCUACGUGGAGAGGGGAGAUGUUCCCUCUGUUAAGCACAUCAUCAAGAAAGGGAUGAAGGAGAACGAGAAGAGGGUGGGGAGCUUCAACAUCAACUGCCUGGACCCGCUGGGACGCUCGGCCCUCAUCAUCUCCGUAGAAAACGAGAACAUGGACAUGAUGGAGAUGCUACUCGCAGAGAACAUAGAGACCAAGGACGCCCUGCUCUUCGCCAUCGCUGAAGAGUACGUGGAGGGCGUCGAGGUCCUUCUGGCCCACGAAGAAAGCAUCCACAAGCCAGGAGAACCUUACUCCUGGGAGAAAACCAACUUCGAGCGGACAAACUUCACUCCUGACAUCACGCCGCUGAUCCUGGCGGGUCACAGGAAUAACUACGAGAUACUGAAGUUACUGCUGGACCGCGGCGCCACACUGCCGAUGCCUCACGACGUGAAGUGCGCCUGUGACGAGUGCCUCGUCUCCAGCGCCGAGGACUCCCUCAGGCACUCCCACUCGAGGAUUAAUGCCUACAAGGCCCUGGCCUCGCCAUCCCUCAUCUGCCUCUCCAGCAAGGACCCGCUCCUCACCACCUUCAUCCUCAGCGAGGACCUCGAUAACUUGGCGGUGAUGGAGAACGAAUUCAUGGAUGACUACACGCAUCUUAGACAACAAGUGCAGGAGUUCUCCAUGGCCCUGGUGGACGAGACGAGGUCCAUCACCGAACUAGAGAUCAUCCUCAACUACGACCCUGAGGGAGUGCCGUACCAGCACGGAGACUUCAUGCACCUUGCCAGGCUCAAAGAGGCCGUCAACAACAACCAGAAGUCGUUUGUGGCGCACGCCAACGUGCAGCAGCUGCUGGGGCGGGUGUGGUACGACGGCAUGCCGGGCUUCAAGCGACGCAGCCUCGUCCAACAGCUGAUGGAGAUCGCCAAGAUAGGCUGCAUCUUCCCCAUGUACUGUAUCGCCUACCUCUUCGCUCCAGGCUCCUCCUACGGCCAAGCUAUGAAGAAGCCCUUCAUCAAGUUUAUCGUCCAUUCCUCCUGCUACUGCUUCUUCCUCUGCCAAGUGCGACACGGAGUGGAAGUUCGCGAGGUCCAGGUUAUGGAUGAGUUACUUCGAGGAGGGCGGGGACCUCCCACCGCCCUUCAACCUUCUCCCGAACUUCGGCGCCAUUCUCACCCGCAAUAAGAAGGAUCACAGAGCCUCCUUCAAGUACCGGCAGGACACCUUGAGAGAUUCUCAGUACCAGGGGGUGAUGAGGAACCUGGUGCGUCGGUACGUGACCAAGGAGCAGAGGAAAACGGACGAGCGCGUCAUCAACGAGGACGACAUCAACGAGGUGAAGCAUGACAUCAACUCCUUCAAGUACGAGGUGCUCAACAUUCUCAAGAUCAACAACUGGGAGACGGGCACAGCGCACCACAAGACUGAAGGAGCUCUGGGCAAGAAGCAGCAGACGAGGGAACGCAGACUCCUCAAGGGCUUCAACAUUGGUCUGGUGGAGGGUCUCGACAUCUCCAACAUGGCCGGAGUUCAAAAGUCUCUCAGCGUCCUGGAAAACUUACAUCUCAAGGGGAAGAAGAAGAGGGACUGGAACCAGAUGGUGCGCAAGAGCGUGAGAGACCGGGACCACAUCGGCUCCAGCAAGACCAGCAAUCAGCGGCAGAGUCUCAGGGCGUGUACCCGCAGCAACAGCCGCACCUGGAAAUCGGUCCAGUUCUACCAGAAGCGUGGAGUGUUUAUGGGAGGAGAGAUCAACCCCAUUAUGCUCAACGAGGCUUCCAAGUGCCGCAAGACUCAGCAUGCGCGGAAGUACGGUCGGGGAUGGCGCGCUCUCCAGAGCAUGCAAGUUGACGGCGACUUCACUCGGGACGGUCUCGAAUCCAGGAUUCGAAGUGCGUCUUCAAUCAGCGACGCCUCUCCCUCCUGCCCCUCCGUCAGUAUGCAGCCUCCCACGCCUCCCGCCCACUCCCGCAAGCAGCAUGAGGAACCAAAGAAAAAUGAAGAGACCCAGAAGGUCUCCAGUGAACGAAGGAAAUCAGUUCCCAUUGGCUCGCUGGACAAGUCUGCAAGCAAAUCUUCGGCGGUGACGUCAUCCGAGGCAACUGCAGCAGAAGGUUCCAAACCCUUUGAAGCCCCAAAACCAUCUGAAUCCCCUAAGCCAUCUGAAAGUCAUAAGCUUUCAGCUGCGCCAAAACCAUCUGAAUCCCCUAAGCCAUCUGAAGGUCAUAAGCCUUCAGCUGCGCCAAAACCAUCUGAAUCCCCUAGACCAACUGGUGUUCCGAAGCCAGGAGAAUCAGAUCGUUCUAAAUCCCCAAAGCCACAGGCGGCCAGACCCUCCCCUUCAUCUAAACCAGACAUGUCUGAAGCUUCCGGCGUGUCGUUGAUCACCAAACAAAAGAGAACAGGAUGGUUGUAGUGCCGCCACACACACACACAUAUAUAUAUACAUAUCGGGCCAACCCAUACCCUCCCCAAAUCACGCUUCCCACCCCAUGCAACUGCACUUUCCCUUCUACCCCACAUUGCAUCCAAUCCCAUCUGCUCCAUCCCACCUUUCAAUGGCUUCCUCCACCUCUCCGCUCUCAAACCCCGCCCAAUCCUCGCCCCUCAUCUGCACCUCACCUCCCAUAUGACCUCCCCUCACCUUACGAUCCUCCUCACCUCACGACCACCUCACCUCUUCACUGUCCACAAAACCCUUUCUCUUCCCCCACUUCCAUCAUCGGUCCACAAAACCCUUUCUCUUCCCCCACUUCCAUCAUCGGUCCCCACCUCCCACUUCCCGUCCUUCUAACCCAAAAUCCACACCUACCCCUGAUUCCCCACCCCCCUGCAAAUCCUCUGACUAAUACAACCUAUCUCCCACUCACACCCCCAUGCUCCAUUCUCCCCUCUUCCCCCACCUCUCAACCUCUAUCUGACUCUCAGCCUCACUCUACCUCUCAAACUCCCUAUGCCUUUCAGACCCAUUAUGCCCUCCUGACUCACCCCCCCCCCCCUUAGCUGCCCAAACCCCUUUCGCCCCUCAGAGAAAGGGUGAACUCUUAUACCAGAGUUUCCAAGAAGAAUCUCAAGGUUUGGUACGCCAAUGCUGAUGGGGUAUCCAAUAAAGCAGAAGAAAUAAAAUAGAGAGUGAGGCAGAUCCUGACAUAAUUGCAAUAGUGGAAACUAAAAUAAAUGACAUGAUCUCGGAAGCAAUGUUUCCAGGGGGGGGGGGGUACUAAGUGAUAAGAAAAGAAACAGAGACAAUGAGGGGGAAUGGCACUCCUAAUAAAACGGAAAUGAAAGUUUGAUGAUCUUAAAAAUCGGGGUACUAAUGAACACACAAGCUCCAUACAUGGAACUCUGACAGCAGAUGGGAAAAAAGAUUGUGAUCUUGAUAAACAGUAGAAGGGCCCAGGCAGGAGUAUGAUGACAACAACAAGGCAUGUAUAGAUGAACUACAGAGGACAGCAACAACAGCUCACAGAAUGAGAGCGAAGCUGCUGGUCAUGGGGGACCUAAAUCAUGGAGGGAUCAGUUUCCUGACACAGCAUGUGAAGGAAGACACAAGGGGAAGAGGAGGGAUACAGAGCCUAUAAUAAAAAGUAUCAAGCGCCUGCUAUCCAUAAUAGACCCAUUCACUGCCCUUUAUCAUUGUUUCCACAUGUUUGAAGAGGUAGAUAGGCAAUAUUCGUACUUGAUCAUGCAGAUCCGAUCAAUAUAAGUGUAUUGAUCCCUGUUGAGGCGUUGAAUGAAGGAUUAGAACCUGGCCAACGUCAGACGCAGCACUACAGAAGGUAGAGACACUGCCAGAGAGGUGAAGACAGGCUUCCAGGGGUAGAGAAAGGUUCCAUAGAGGUAAAAAAGGCUUCCAGGGAUGUAGAAAGAGGCUUCCAUGUAGAGAUAAGCUUCCAGGGAAGUAGAAAGAGGCUUCCAGUGAGGUAGAUAGGCUUCCAGGGAGGUAUAGAGGCUUCCAGGUAAGUAGAGGGAGGCUGCCAGAUAAAUAUAUAGUUAUUUUUACGCCCUUUUGUCUUGUGUACACUUUUGACAUAAUUGUCGCGUCUUAUCAUUUAUCUUUGUCAUUAGUCUUCAUUGUUGUAUUAUAAAUAAAUAAGAUGAAAUA
This is a messenger RNA of Procambarus clarkii (red swamp crayfish), 4637 nucleotides long. The record is from RefSeq and is a predicted model, not a curated record. Lineage: Eukaryota; Metazoa; Arthropoda; Malacostraca; Decapoda; Cambaridae.